AUGUCUACUCACAUGCAAAUCCCGGGCACUCCCCGGGUCAUCUCUCCGUCGCCCGAUCCAACUGACGGUCAAGACGGCAAGGAGUAUUUCGGACCCGUGACUCGUUCGGCGACGCGCGCCGCUUCGAAAUCGCCGCAAAAGAAGUCUGCGUCUGCAAUCGAUGAGGCAGACGAGAGCUCAGACUCGAGUCUCGAGAAACGGGCCAGGACACGAAGCAGAAGUCCAGUUCUCGAGGGAAGACGGCGAAGGAUGAGUGGAUUGACAACAAAAACGACUCAAAACGGCAGUGCAUCGAAACCUAGCAAGAAGACUGCCACAAAAGACACCUCGGAUCCUCAACUACAAGAUGGAAAGCCACAAUCCAACGGUCACUUGUCGCCAAUAAGCGCCAGCAUGAGCAGCUAUUGGCGUGACUUUAGCCGCAGCCCAAGCCCCCUUGGGCUCAUUCCUGUUCACAGACAUUUCCGAUCAUUUAUCCAUCGUCACGAAGUUCCUCGCAAAGUCCUCCAUGUCUCGAUUGGUUUCUUCACGCUCUAUCUCUAUACCAAGGGCGUGCAAACAUCAACUAUUACUCCAUGCCUCCUUUCGGCGCUCAUCCCCAUAGCGUCUAUUGAUAUCCUACGCCACAAGUCUCCGUCGUUUAACCGACUCUACAUUCGCGUGCUCGGCGCGUUGAUGCGAGAAUCCGAGGUCGAUGGCUACAAUGGAGUCAUCUGGUAUCUCCUCGGUGCAUGGAUUGUGCUGGGCUGGUUCCCCAAGGACAUUGGUGUCAUGGGCGUGCUACUGCUCAGCUGGUGCGAUACCGCUGCUAGUACCUUUGGUCGUUUAUACGGCCGCUACACCAUCCGCAUUCGCCAUGGCAAAAGCCUUGCCGGUACUCUUGCUGCACUGGCAGUGGGAGUUGUCACCGCCGCCGCUUUCUGGGGCUGGCUAGUACCCCGUAUUGGCACAUUCCCCGAGAACCCACCCAACCCAUUCAUGUUCACAGGAACACUGUCUCUUCCUGAGCCAGUGCGAGAGUUACUCGGAUGGGGCCCGGAGCGUGGAGUUAUUGGAGGCAGUCUCGCACUAGGCAUCAUGAGUCUAUGGUCCGGCAUCGUAGCUUCGGCAAGUGAAGUAGUCGACCUCUGGGGCUGGGACGACAACCUGACCAUUCCUAUUCUAAGCGGUCUCGGUCUCUGGGGCUUCCUCAAGAUCUUUGGCUGA
Xylona heveae TC161 is the source of this 1206-nucleotide messenger RNA. Its product is annotated as phosphatidate cytidylyltransferase. Gene Ontology annotation, molecular function: ATP-dependent diacylglycerol kinase activity. Gene Ontology annotation, cellular component: endoplasmic reticulum membrane. The transcript is spliced from 2 exons. Lineage: Eukaryota; Fungi; Ascomycota; Xylonomycetes; Xylonales; Xylonaceae. The coding region runs from base 1 to 1206 and encodes 401 amino acids. The record is from RefSeq and is a predicted model, not a curated record. Gene Ontology annotation, biological process: phosphatidic acid biosynthetic process.